Messenger RNA from Olea europaea var. sylvestris, 1234 nucleotides. Its product is annotated as developmentally-regulated G-protein 3-like. The transcript has 8 exons. Gene Ontology annotation, biological process: cytoplasmic translation. Lineage: Eukaryota; Viridiplantae; Streptophyta; Magnoliopsida; Lamiales; Oleaceae. Gene Ontology annotation, molecular function: GTPase activity; GTP binding. The record is from RefSeq and is a predicted model, not a curated record. The coding region runs from base 205 to 1209 and encodes 334 amino acids. Gene Ontology annotation, cellular component: cytoplasm.
CGCACAAUACUGCGAGUCUACGAGGCUCCCGACUAGGUGACCAAGCGAAACAAAACCCCUAAAUACGAUCCGGACCCCGAUUCACCACAGGCUGACCCGCCGGCGUACCCGAUAUCAACCAGAAGAAUUCAGACUCUCUGCGGCACAAGUUUCAGUUCGCCCAGCCUUUGUCGUUUAGAGGUUCUCGCUUUCAACCCCAAAACAAUGGCGACUGUUAUGCAGAAAAUCAAAGACAUAGAAGAUGAGAUGGCAAGGACCCAGAAGAACAAAGCAACAGCCCAUCACUUGGGCUUGCUGAAGGCUAAACUUGCAAAACUUCGGAGGGAACUUCUUACACCUUCAUCGAAGGGAGGUGGUGGUGCUGGAGAAGGUUUUGAUGUUACAAAGAGUGGUGAUGCAAGAGUUGGUCUUGUGGGUUUCCCUUCAGUUGGGAAAUCAACACUUUUAAACAAAUUAACAGGGACUUUCUCAGAGGUUGCUUCGUAUGAGUUUACUACAUUAACUUGCAUUCCUGGUGUAAUCAUGUAUCGAGGUGCUAAAAUUCAGUUAUUGGAUCUUCCCGGUAUUAUUGAGGGUGCUAAAGAUGGAAAGGGUAGAGGUAGGCAGGUCAUCAGUACUUCUCGGACAUGCAACAUUAUCUUAAUUGUUCUAGAUGCAAUAAAGCCAAUUACUCACAAACGUCUUAUAGAGAAAGAGUUGGAGGGAUUUGGCAUAAGGUUGAACAAGGAACCACCAAAUCUGACAUUCCGCAGGAAAGAUAAGGGUGGGAUCAAUUUUACAUCAACAGUUACCAACACACAUCUGGACCUUGAAACUGUGAAGGCAAUCUGCAGUGAAUACAGAAUCCACAAUGCUGAUAUUAAUCUUAAGUACGAUGCAACUGCUGAUGACCUCAUAGAUGUCAUCGAAGGCAGCAGGGUAUAUAUUCCGUGCAUCUAUGUUGUCAACAAGAUCGAUCAGAUUACACUUGAGGAGCUGGAGAUUUUGGACAAACUUCCUCACUAUUGUCCAAUAAGUGCUCAUCUAGAAUGGAACCUUGAUGGUCUGCUGGAUAAAAUAUGGGAAUAUCUCAACUUAACUCGCAUAUACACAAAACCCAAGGGAAUGAAUCCAGACUAUGAUGAUCCCGUAAUAUUGUCGUCGAAGACAACGACAGUUGAGGACUUCUGCAACCAGAUACACAAGGACAUGCUCAAACAAUUUAAGUAGUAAGUCUAUCUUCCUAAAUUCGCUG